This is a messenger RNA of Eimeria acervulina, 753 nucleotides long. RefSeq names its product phosphoglycerate mutase 1, putative. Lineage: Eukaryota; Apicomplexa; Conoidasida; Eucoccidiorida; Eimeriidae. Bases 1 to 753 code for a protein of 250 amino acids. Gene Ontology annotation, molecular function: intramolecular phosphotransferase activity. Gene Ontology annotation, biological process: glycolytic process. The transcript has 9 exons. The record is from RefSeq and is a predicted model, not a curated record.
AUGUCGCCGCGCUAUCUUGUCCUCGUUCGCCACGGCGAGUCCUCCUGGAACAAGGAAAACCGCUUCACUGGCUGGACUGACGUCCCCUUGUCAGAGAAUGGCUUGAAGGAGGCACGAGAGGCGGGGGAUAUGAUCCGUGAAAAGGGGCUUAAAUUUGACGUCGCCUACACCAGCGUUCUGAAGAGGGCUGUCGAGACAUGCUGGACGGUCUUGAUGCACUCGAAUCAGUGCUACCUGCCCAUCAAGAACACCUGGAGGCUCAAUGAACGCCACUAUGGUGCUCUUCAGGGCUUAAACAAAGCAGAGACUGCAGCUAAGCACGGAGAAGAUCAGGUGAAGGUGUGGCGUCGCUCAUAUGCUGUCCCUCCUCCACCUCUAGAGGCUGACGACAAGCGCAACGCGAAAUUCGAAGAAAAAUAUAAAAACCUCCCUGAAGAAGUCCUCCCCCGCACCGAGUGCCUUAAGGACACUGUUGAGCGCGUGCUCCCUUACUACUUUGAUGAGAUUGCGCCGGCGCUCUUGGCAGGAAAGAAGGUGUUGGUGGUUGCUCACGGCAACAGCCUGAGGGGUUUGGUGAAGCACCUCGACAAGAUGUCUGAGGAAGAUGUUCUGGAGUUGAAUAUCCCCACCGCUGUGCCUCUUGUGUAUGAGUUGGAUGAGAAUCUGAAGCCCAUUAAGAAGUACUAUCUCCUUGAUGAGGCUGAAGUUCAGAAGCGGAUUGCGGCUGUGGCGAACCAGGGGAAGGCUAAGUAA